This is a messenger RNA of Amphimedon queenslandica, 1126 nucleotides long. Its product is annotated as PE-PGRS family protein PE_PGRS33-like. The record is from RefSeq and is a predicted model, not a curated record. The transcript has a single exon. The annotation marks the transcript as partial. Lineage: Eukaryota; Metazoa; Porifera; Demospongiae; Haplosclerida; Niphatidae.
AUGAAAAUUUUCACUAAAAAAGAAGCAAAAGCUCAUGAUUCACAAAUCGGUAAAGCUGAUACAAAAGGAAUCUCAAUAGAAGGGAAGGGAUUGAGCGUCAGUGCUGAUGCUAAAGGGAUUGAAACAAAAACUGCAACAGUGACAGCAGCUGGUGUGAAAGGAGAAGGCAAGAUAAAUGUCAAUGUAGAAGGGAAGGGCCUAAGUGCAACUGCAGCGGAUUUAAAAGUAACAGGAGGAAAGGGAAAUGUUGGAGUAGAUGUUAAAGCAUCAGUUAAAGGUGGGGAUGUGUCAGCUCUUAAAGCUGAUGUCAGUGGUGCUGAAGGUAAUGUUGGUGCAUCAGGGAAAGCUGAAGGUGUUGGCGUGGCUGCUGAAAUAGCUAAAGUAAAAGCAACUGGAGGACAAGCCAAUGCCAGUGCAUCUGCUGAAGCAAAAGCAACUGGUGUAGCUGCUAGUUUUGGAAAUGCUACCGUUUCUGGAGCUAAAGCAACAGCAAAUGCCUCCAGCUCAGCAGAAGUAAAAGGUGCUAGUAUCAAUGCAGGAAAAGCAGAUAUCUCUGGAGCUAAUGCUACAGCACGUGUUGGAGCUAAAGUUGAAGUUGAAGGGUUUGAUGGACAAUUUGGUUCAGCAAAAGUUGUUGGAGUAGAAAAAAAGAUUGAAACAAGUGCAGACAUGAAUAUAACAGGUAAAAAGGUAAUUAUGGGUACAGCAACUGUUGAAGGAAUAAAAGGAGGAGCAAGUGCAAAAGCUACAGCAAGUGUUGAAGGCUCAACAAUAAAAGCAGCAAAUGUUAGAGUGACUGGAAUAGAUGCUACAGCUUCAGCUAAAACAAGUGUUAGCACAGGAGGAUUUGAAGGAGAAUUCGCUAAUGUUCAAUUAAGUGGACAUGGAGGUAGUGGAGUAAGUGCUAAUACUGAAUUGAAACCAGGAGUGCAAGCUGGUAACAUUAGUGCUGGUACACACAUGCGUCCUGGAAUAUCUGUUUCUACGAAAGUUGGAAUUGGAAAUUUUAACUUGUCUGUUGGUCCUCCUGGAAUCAGCAUUGCACCAAAUUUUGGCGGAAUUUCUUUUGGAAGUGCUGGAGGAGGAAGUGGUUGUAAGGCUGUUGCUGUCAUUAAAGGGAAAGGAA